AUUGGAAAUAAAAUAUUUCCACUAAACUCCCAGGCCAGCCUUAAACAGUCCCAUAUAUAUUUUCUCCGUUUUGUGAUAAUUAGAACACUUUAUUUUCAAGGGGUAUCAAUUAACAAACAUCCCCGAAGGGAAGUUAGUGACUUUAAGCAAUUUCAUCCACUCCCGGUAGAACUAACCCUCAAACUUGUGAUAUCACCUCCAAUAUCACUUUGGCUAUCUCUCAAGCUUUUAACGAUUCCCAGGUAAUAUCAAGCCAUUCCAAAUGAUCCAACCGAACGAUCUCUUAAGAUGGUGGUUGGAGAUGGUUGGCGGAGUCUCGAAGGGGAGGGGUGGCUAUGGUGUUUUAGGAUUUGAGAGGAGAAAAGGGAUAGCGAGAAAGGGAAAGAGGAUGGAAAAACCUAAGGGAUAAGAAAUCAAGUAAUCAAGAAAUGACAAAGAAAUAUGUAAAACAAACCACCCCAAUGGGAAUAUAGUAUGUUAAUUCUCUUACCCACUACCCCAACCUAACAGCCCCUUAAUGCGACUCGUAGAACUACAUGUAACCGGUGUAUAUAUUGAUUUGUGCCCUUUUCCUCUUUGUACUUCCCCUUUACCUUUGAAUGCUUGAUCCAAAAAUUGAUAAACUUUAUUCAUAUAUCAUUUUUAUUUUUAUUUUCUGUUCAAAAUUACAUCUCUUUGUAACCUUAGAUCUUCAAUUUGAUUUGUUCAACUUGUAAUAUCCUUGGAAUCAAUGGAUGGUUUGGCUGAAAAAGUUGUUGAUGGGGUUAGUGAUUCCGGUGUUGUGGCUCUUGUAUCAGGGGAUGGCACUACUAUUUCGGAGGUUUCGGGUCCUGAACUGGAUGUUGUGCCUGCUGGAAUUGAUAUUGAGGGUCUUGAUUCAGAAAUUGAGGCUCCAGUUCCUUAUAUUGUCGAAACCCAGAUUGACCUUGAAGUUCUUGACACUCCAGACUGUGAUGAUUGGGAAAAUAAUUUGGACAUACAACUCAAUUCCCCCAACCUUCACUCUGUUUCUGAUGGGAGAGAUGGAAAUGAUCAGUUAGUUGAUGAUGAACCUAGCAAGCCACCAGUGGAAGUCCAGCCUAUUGUUGUCCCUCAAAUUUCUGUGGAUGAACUACGGGAAGUUACAGAAAACUACAGCUCCAAUGCUUUAAUAGGGGAAGGCGCAUAUGGCAGCGUGUACUAUGGUAAGCUUAAAAAUGGGCGUGCAGCAGCUAUAAAAAAACUGGAUGCCAGCAAACAACCAGAUGACGAAUUUUUAUCCCAGGUUUCUAUGGUUUCAAGGCUAAAACAUGAAAAUUUUGUUGAAUUGCUUGGUUACUGUGUUGAUGACAACCUACAUAUUCUUGCUUAUGAGUUUGCAUCCAAUGGAACUCUUCAUGACAUCCUUCAUGGGAGGAAGGGUGUUGAAGGAGCACAACCUGGGCCUGUUUUGUCAUGGGCUCAACGGGUUAAAAUUGCAGUAGGUGCUGCCAGGGGGCUUGAGUUUUUGCAUGAGAAGGCAGCUCCCCCCAUUUUUCAUCGUGAUAUUAAGUCUAGUAAUAUACUGCUCUUUGAUGAUGAUGUUGCUAAGAUUGGUGAUUUUGAUCUGUCAAAUAAAGCUCCGGAUAUGGCAGCACGACUUCAUUCUCGUGGCUAUCAUGGACCUGAGUAUGCGAUGACAGGGCAGCUCAAUGACAAGAGCGAUGUGUACAGUUUUGGUGUUGUAUUGCUUGAGCUUCUCACUGGUCGGAAACCUGUUGAUUAUACCUUACCUCGUGGACAGCAAAGUCUGGUGACAUGGGCUAGACCUAAACUCAGUGAAGACAACGUCGAGCAGUGUGUUGAUCCUAGGCUCGAUGGAGAAUAUCGUGGCAGAGGUGUUGCCAAGAUGGCUGCAAUUGCUGAAUUGUGCUUAAAUCCUGAACCUGAUUUUCGGCUAAACAUGAGCAUCGUUGUCAUGGCACUCCAACCUUUGUUAAAUGUUGCACCAUACAUAGCCAGCCAGACAUGUUAAGGUGUAUGUGAAGUUGGGUUGGGACGAAUGUCGUCUUUCAUUUUACUUAAUUGCUUUUUUUUUUUUUUUUUUAAAAAAAACCUUUGGAAAGAUGUGUAUUUGAGACUUUGAGUAGCAUGGGUCAACACUCAAAAGUCAACAUCAUCUUUGAGUAAUCUGUAUAGGGUUGUUUUGGGUUUGUUGUAUUGGUUAGACGAUUAUUUUGAUACAUGGGUAAUCGGGGUUGCAGAGGACCCUUGGCAGACAAGGCAAGUUACUAGGCUCAAUCCCAGUCCAAUCAGGAUAAGUCAUUUUUUUUAAUGUUUUUUCAGUGGUCCUACACGGUUUUACUAGUCCUUAAGGAUUGGAUUUUACGUGUAGGAAAAAAAAGAGUAUAUUAUCACAAGGAGUCCUAGUCUAAUUAGGUGUUUAUUUAUAUUGCCUAUACUAAGGGUCUUAGGAUGUGUAUUUGUGUUUGAUUGAGAUUAAUGAAGUUUAGAGUUUUGUAAUAUAAGUAGGUGAGAUGCUUAUUCUAAUGAGUUAAAUGCUUAUUUAUUUUGUUUAUGUA
Chenopodium quinoa (quinoa) is the source of this 2540-nucleotide messenger RNA. RefSeq names its product pto-interacting protein 1-like. The record is from RefSeq and is a predicted model, not a curated record. Gene Ontology annotation, molecular function: protein kinase activity; ATP binding. Gene Ontology annotation, biological process: protein phosphorylation. The coding region runs from base 731 to 1993 and encodes 420 amino acids. Lineage: Eukaryota; Viridiplantae; Streptophyta; Magnoliopsida; Caryophyllales; Amaranthaceae. The transcript is spliced from 7 exons.